Messenger RNA from Marmota monax (woodchuck), 324 nucleotides. RefSeq names its product PEST proteolytic signal-containing nuclear protein-like. NCBI's taxonomy places the organism in Eukaryota, Metazoa, Chordata, Mammalia, Rodentia, Sciuridae. Bases 1 to 324 code for a protein of 107 amino acids. The record is from RefSeq and is a predicted model, not a curated record. The transcript is spliced from 2 exons. Gene Ontology annotation, biological process: proteasome-mediated ubiquitin-dependent protein catabolic process; protein ubiquitination. Gene Ontology annotation, cellular component: nucleus.
AUGGCAGAUGGGAAGGCGGGAGAGGAGAAGCCUGAAAAGCCGCAGCGAGUUGCAGCCGCCCGAGUAAUGGAGGGGAAAGUUCCAGUCGCAGCGCUGAGAAGCGAUCGGCUGAAGAAGAAACUGCAGACCUCUCAACAAAGCCUACAAAGAUCUCCAAUAGCAGCAGCUUUUAAUGAAGAUGAAGAUAGUGAACCAGAGGAAAUGCCUCCAGGAGCAAAGAUGAGGAUGAAGAAUACGGGAAGGGAUACACCAACAUCAGCUGGACCAAACUCUUUCAAUAAAGGAAAGCAGAGGUUUUCUGAUAACCAGAAGCCAUGGGAAUGA